Molecule: messenger RNA, 603 nt
Organism: Solanum stenotomum
Lineage: Eukaryota; Viridiplantae; Streptophyta; Magnoliopsida; Solanales; Solanaceae
Product: receptor-like protein 9DC1
Exons: 2
Coding region: 1-603 (200 amino acids)
Molecular function (GO): protein binding
Source: RefSeq, a predicted model, not a curated record
AUGGGAUACGUAAACCUUGUAUUUUUUAUGAUAUAUCCCUUUCUCUUUCAACUUGUUUUGUCCUCAUCCUCACCUCAUUUAUGCCCUAAAAAUCAAGCUCUUUCUCUUCUACAAUUCAAACACAUGUUUACAAUAGAUCCUAAUGUUUCUAAUUAUUGUAUCGGCAUAGGAGGCCAAUGGAUUCAGUCAUAUCCAAAAACUCUUUCAUGGAACAAGAGCACAGAUUGUUGCUCUUGGGAUGGAGUUCAUUGUGACGAGAUGACAGGACAAGUGAUUGAGCUUAACCUCCGUUUCAGCAAACUUCAAGGCAAGUUUCAUUCCAAUAGUAGCCUCUUUCAACUCUCCAAUCUCAAAAGGCUUGAUUUGUCUUAUAAUGAUUUUUCUGGGUCGCUCAUUUCACCAAAAUUUGGUGAGUUUUCUAGUUUGACGCAUCUUGAUUUGCUUCUUACAAGUUUUACAGGUCUAAUCCCAGCAGAAAUCUCUCACCUUUCUAAAUUACGGGUUCUUCGUAUCCGGAUUACGUGGGAUAUUGCCCAAAAGAGUUUUCCACCUUUCCAACUUAGAAUCUCUGGAUUUAACAAACAAUCCCCAGCUCACAGUUAG